UUUGCAGACAACCGGAUGAAGCUUUACAAUAGGUGUUCCUAUUGUGUUUUGUUUCCAUGCUAAGAGGUUUAAGGUUCAGGGUAACCGUGGGUUUUCUUCAGCAGCUCUGCAACACGCUUACCAGGAGCUCUGCCCAGGACUCUGCCAACCAAAUCGAUUGACAUGUACGAACAAACAAGUUACUCAAUUCACCGGAGUUGUUGCUGCUGGAAAGGAUGGUGGUGCAAGUGUCGCCAUUAAGGAAGUGUGACUGACACUGCUUCAGCUUCUGAACGAACCAUCGUGUGAACAUUCGUUAUGGAGCUUUUGCCCUGUCUUCAACGCUUUUACCUGUAUGGAUAACCGUAAAGGAUAACUACUGUUGCUGAUCGUUACAAGUAUCAGCCAAACGCAACAACACAUUGACCAGACAUCGAAUAUCGUGUUGGUACACUUGAGAAUACUCUACAUUAACACGAACAUAUUGUUGAAGAGCGCUGUGAUAACAUAAAUAACUAUGGGUGGUUGUUCAUCUAAAGAGGAAGAGGCAGGCAAGUACUUGGUGCAGUCUUUGUUCGAACAUGAGGCUGGCAUCAACUGUAUGGCCCUUAGUGAAGACGGGUCUGUUCUGGCCACAGGCAGCGAGGACAAAACAGCGAGGCUAUGGAGCACUAGAACGGAGUAUUGUGAAUGUAUCGGCAUCCUCCGCGGACACACAGACUACAUCAAUUGUAUCCUUAUUGAGGACUGUUAUGUCCUCACCGGAAGUGCAGACAGGUCCAUCCGGAAGUGGGAUGUCGGAACGUGCGAAUGCAUACUUGUGAUGCGUGGUCAUUGCUCUCUGAUCUACCGUAUGAUCUGCACCGGAGACUUUGUAUUCACCAGCUCGUAUGAUCGUACCGCCCGAUGCUGGGAUUUUGAUACGGGGGAUAAUGUACGGGUGUUUCGUGGCCACAAGAGAGGUGUAUACCCUCUCAUUUUCAUCCCAGCCGAUGAGGACGAACUUGCAGACGACCAGGAUCUGGAUGGAGGGCGGGAUAUCCUCAUCACUGGGUCGGCUGAUUUCACCGCCAGGUCGUGGAACUUCGAUACCGGAUGUUGCUUGAAGAUGUUCAAGGGGCACCGAGGGGCCGUCACGUGCAUGAGUGUCGACCCAACCGGCCGAGUGCUGUUUACCGGAAGCACAGAUUUCACCGUGCGCAGCUGGAAUCUAUUCAAGGGCACCCAGCUUAAGAUGUUCUCGGGCCACCAGGGGGCUGUCAUUUGUAUGCAGGUUGUCAACAAGAUCAUGUACACCGGCAGCUCCGACCACACCGGACGGUCCUGGGUUACUGAGUUCGGCGACUGCACCCGUGUCUACAGAGGCCACAAGCAUACAGUCAGUGUCAUCAAGGUGUUCGACGGCAUGGUUUACACAGCUUGUGGCGACUCUGUGUGUCGAUGCUAUGACGCCAAGAGUGGCGCCUUAAAACGGGAAUUUCUCGCUCACGAGAGUACCGUCACAGCUUUGCAGGUUGUUGACGGGCGCCUGUUCACGGCAUCGUAUGACGGCAGUCUGAAGGUCUGGGACGCUACUGGGAUCAAGGAUGACACAACUUUCGGCAAAGACGACGACAAGGACAAAGAUAAGAUGCGAGAGGUGGAGAAAUAUGGGGGUUUCGAGCAGCCACAAGUGGACAACAACCAAAACGGGAUUCAUCAGGACCAGAAGAUUAUGAUUGAAUAAGCAAGUCAUAUUGGGGCGUGGUUUGGGAUAUUUGGCUAGGUCCAUGUAUACCAAUUUGAUAGGUUUGUUAAUGAACAAUUCCAAAUUGCUUUUGGGAUGAAGGCGCUUUAUUUGUAAACUUACAGUCUGCAACAGUUCAACGAAUAAUUCCUUUGUGUUGCAGGAUUUGAUGUUAACGUAUAUAUCAAGCAAACGUAAUGCACUACACCAUACAAACUGCGAAAGUAAGAACACUUGGCGCAUUAAUUACACAAACAAGAAUAUCAAUCAAACCAAAUAAUGGCAAGUUGUUGUACAGAUGCUUUGUACAAACGCAGGCAUGGCUUUGUUGUAUAAACAUUAUCUUUUGUUGCUGCCUAAAAGAUUCACAGUAUUCAGGCUUCUGAAAUAUUUCCAAAAGCAAAUAGGCUUAUGUCUGACAGGACUGCAGGAAAACACCAUAUGGCAUCUAGCCAAGGAACCGUCUCUUUAUACAUUAAUGUCAUAUGAAAUGGGAUAAUUAGUGAUGAAAUGGCACUGGGUAGCUUACCGAGGGAUGUUUCACGAAUGAUGUCUUUCACAAAAUUCUAUAUUUUCACACGUUUGAACACGCACUUUGUUAGAUACAGAACAGACGUUGUAAAUAUGUGUUGUCGUCAUGUAUAAUGUUGUUGAUUGUAAAUAACUCAUAUCCGAUGUGGGACAGGUUUAUAUUUGUCCAAGGAGAGUGUUAAGUAUAAUAUAAAUCGAAACGAUUGACUUCAUUUUGGUUUUAAGGAUUAACUGAUUUUGAAGAAAGGUAUAUUCGAAGUCACUUGGAAAGGCAGAAACAAGUUUGAUUCAUUUGAAUUCGUAUUUAAGAUUUGAGAAAUGUUUUCCGUGACCUACAUUCAUUAUCCCUCAAUUUCAAGUAUAAGAAUAGUAUUGAUGCUUUGUAUGAUGGGUAGACUAUAGCGUUUGUUUUUUUCAUUUGAAUGUCCUAGCUGAUCUACGUACAAUUGUUUACUGCUGAUUUUCAACAUUUACUAGUUGUCUUUUUGCGUUUGUUAUUUUUAGAGAUGUUUUAAAAUCUCCUUUUUUCUCAACUGCUGCACGCCUUCCUGGACGUAACUGCUGAUAUAUGGCGGACGUAGACAACUCAUUGUUUGAACACUUGUCGACUUAUUUUAUCCUUUCAAUGCUCACUAAUUUUAAAGUUUUCAAUUCGAAAUAUUUUUUAAUUGAAAAUAAAGUAAAGGGUAUGAGCAUCCUUUUUUAAGGUAACGUCAGCUUUAAUGGAAUAUGACAACAAUGCUUAUAUUUACAAUAGUUAUUUGCAAAAUGUACCUCUGCACAGACUUCACAUUGUAUCAGACAAUUAUUUUAUUAGAUGAACAGUUCCAAACAAAUGUUAAUUGUGUUUAACAUAUUUAACAUUUAAUUAGUUAAAAUCUGCGGUUGGUUGAAAAUUACACUAGUAUAACCCAUAUGCAUAAUUUGUACAUGUGUUCCAUACUUGCACAUUGUUAAUGCAAUCUGUGAUGUUGUAUAAAUGAUUGUGUAGUAGAAUCAAAGUUAAUUGUUAAUCCGUCCAUCAAAUUGUGAUAUACAUGUUUUAUCUCUUGAAAUAUUAUGUAGCAAGUGAUACGUUUGUGUUUUAAGCAAAUCCAAAAAGAAAAUGUCUGCAUUUUGAUUAAGUGAUACAAAUAUCUAGAAACUGUUUUCAAAACCGCUGAUGCAGCAUCAGCCAAAAUACAGAUAUGAUAAGUCAAAUAUUUAUAAUAAAUAUUAUUUCAUUCGGUAUAAAUCGGAUAACAGAAAAAUACCGCACAUGAAUGUUUAAACCAUGUACAGGGUAGUAUUAAUAUUUCAGUAAUUGUUUUUGAAGUAGAAUAGUUGAUGGGCAAUUUAUGGACCAAAAUAGUGUUGGUUGAGGUUAAUUUAAUACCGUUGUAAGCCAUUUUGAAAUAUAAGGACAUGCUUUUCAACCUGUGUACACAUAUGCUUUUAUCAAACCACGAGGGUUUCUAACAUGAUAAUGACAAUCUCAAUCUCAAUCUUUUCAAUAUUAUGUAAAAUACCAAUCUACUGGUAAAAGUAGAAAUACAAAAACAAUUCCUUCAAAAGAAGUUGUUGUAUGCCUUGAACCCUGAGAGAAGGAAAGUCGUUAGUCUUCUGCUUCUGUGGUACUGUGGUACUGUGGUACUGUGGUUCUGUGGUUCUGUGGUUCUGUGGUAGGUAUUUGCUAAGCAUAAUAGGCAAAACCGAAGCAGUCUUAGAUAUCUGUAGAACUACUGACACAUCAAUUGUGAGAAAUACAUUCACUGAACAAAAACAGCAAGCUUGAAAACCAAAUUUAUAUAAUAACAUUAUGUUCCUAAAUAUGAGAGUUUUCUCGUUUACUUGCCACUAUUGUCCCAUGUAACUGUUUGAUGAGGUUGGCAUGAUCGAUAAUGGUAAAUCAGAAGACUCGCUUUUAUUGCUACUUUUGAAUGCAUGGCAAUUACUAGUAUUAGUUUCGUUCAAAAGAAAGAAGUCAGUUAUUCUAAACCUUGCUUUUUGUCUUGUUUAUGCUUUGAAAGGCAUCAGUAUGGCAAAAAUAUAUUUGAUCUGCGGGGCGCAAGAAAUACCUAAUCAAGAUAUAUGUAUGUCUACACAAGAAGACGGCUUUCAGUGUCAUCAAAAGUGGAGAAAAACCGAACACUAUGUUCGGAGACUACACAUUCUUUGAUUUUUUGUGUUGGCCGAGUUACUAUUCCUGGAAUAUAUGAAAGGGGAACAUUGAUUACAGAAAACACAGAAUAUUAAUUAUGUCUGGUGCAUGCUGAUCUUAUUUUGCCAAGCAGUUGUUCCUAAGGGACAUUCAGCUAUGUGCCUUUCUGAGAUUCUGUUAAGCUCAUAUGCAAGACAGUUUACCAAGCAAAUUUGAUAAUUUCGAGCAUUGUUUGAGAUAGGCUGUAUCCGCGUAGGCUCUGACUGUCUAUGCACCCACUAAUUAUAAAAUAGUGUCAGAGAGACAGGCUUCAAGGUAGCACAUUCAUGCCCUGCUAUUAACAUAUCUGUAAAAAAAUAUAUAUUCAAUAAAGAAACUAUCCAUCUUCA
Molecule: messenger RNA, 4765 nt
Organism: Haliotis rufescens (red abalone)
Lineage: Eukaryota; Metazoa; Mollusca; Gastropoda; Lepetellida; Haliotidae
Product: WD repeat-containing protein 86-like
Exons: 5
Coding region: 497-1705 (402 amino acids)
Molecular function (GO): protein binding
Source: RefSeq, a predicted model, not a curated record